AAAUCCCCCAAGAAUUCCAACUGAAUCAGCACAACAAUAAACCUCUGGAAAAUCAUCAAAAACAAUGGGAAUAAUCUGCGGAUUAGGCAAUGAAAAUGGGGAGAAGAAGGAAGCAAAACGAGGAGGAAGCAGAGCGGCUGUGUUUGUUUGUGUGACUGAAGGGCUGGAAAAUAUGGCAUUCGUGUCCUUGGCUCUGAGCCUGGUGACGUAUUUCAGUGGGUAUAUGAACUUCAGCUUGACGAAAUCGGCCACAACUCUCACCAACUUUAUGGGAACUACAUUUCUUCUCACGCUCCUCGGCGGUUUCAUUUCCGACACUUAUCUCUCAAGAUUCAAAACUUGCCUCAUCUUCGCUUCUAUUGAGUUCAUGGGAUAUGGUCUACUGACGGCGCAGGCGCAUUUCCGGGAGCUGAGGCCGGCGCCGUGCAAAGGGGCGGUGGCGAGGGAGUGCGAGGCGGCGGACGGUGGGCAGGAGGCAAUUCUCUACUUGGGGAUUUACCUCAUAGCGCUGGGAACGAGUGGGGUGAAAUCGGCGUUGCCGGCGUUGGGCGCCGAUCAGUUUGACGGCGGCGAUCCGGCGGAGGCGGGUAAAUUAUCGAGCUUUUUCAACUGGUUCUUGUUUAGCCUGACGACGGGGUCGAUCGUGGGGCUGACAUUAAUCGUGUGGAUAAACACGGACGUUGGAUGGGACUGGGCGUUUGUUGUGUGCAGCCUCGCGGUUGUAGCCGCCAUUGUUGCUGUGUGCUCCGGGAAGAAGUUUUAUCGGAAUAAUGCGCCUAAGGGAAGCCCCAUACAAAGGAUUUUUCAGGUGUUUGUAGCUUCAAUCCGAAAUAGGAAGCUUCCACUUCCAAAGAAUGCUGAUGAACUACAUGAGAUCCGUGACAAAGAAGCUGCCAUGCCAUAUGAAAUCCUUGAGAAAACUGAUCAAUUCAGAUUCUUGGACCGAGCGGCAAUUAUAAGGAAUUAUACAAGUGCUUCAAUGGCAGCUGAGCAGCAAGGGCCAUGGAGGCUCUGCACAGUAACACAGGUUGAAGAAACAAAGAUCUUAAUCCGAAUGCUCCCAAUUAUAGUCAGCACCAUUUUCAUGGCCACCUGCAUGGCUCAACUCCAAACAUUCUCCAUCCAACAAAGCAUAACCAUGGACUCCAAUUUCCUGGGAUUCAAAAUUCCCGGUCCCUCUGUCCCCGUCAUCCCUCUACUCUUCAUGUGCUUCUUGAUCCCAUUUUACGAGCGUGUUUUCGUUCCCCUGGCUCGAAAAAUCACCGGAAUCCCCACGGGAAUUCGGCACCUCCAGAGGAUCGGCAUUGGACUGGUACUCACUGCUGCAUCGAUGGCCAUUGCAGGGUUCGUCGAGACACGACGCAAGAACAUAGCGAUCGAACACGAUAUGGUGGAUAGUGAGGAGCCCUUGCCAAUGAGCGUGUUCUGGCUGAGUUUCCAAUUCUGCAUAUUUGGAAUGGGGGAUAUGUUCACUCUUGUAGGACUGCUGGAAUUCUUUUAUGCAGAGAGCUCUGCAGGGAUGAAGUCGUUGAGCACAGCCAUUGCUUGGUGUUCGAUCGCAUUCGGCUACUUCACGAGCACAGUGGUGGUGGAGGUGGUGAACAAGGCAAGCGGAGGGUGGCUGGAGAGCAACAAUCUCAACAGAGAUAAAUUGAACUAUUUCUAUUGGUUACUGUCAGUGUUGAGUGUGCUGAAUUUUGGGUUUUAUUUGAUGUGUGCUUCUUGGUAUAGAUAUAAGAAUGUGGAGAUUCUUCAGAAUGAUACUGAGGAAGAGAAGGAUGACAUAGCAAGAGGAGCAUAGGAACAUGUUUGGUUGCUGUCAUAUUCUAAAUCUAAUAUUUCUUGGUAUAUUUCCUUCUCGUGGUGUGUGAGAUUCAUGUCAUCAAAUAUAGGGGCGCUAUCGAGCAAGAAAAGGCCCAUCAACUAAUUCUGCUACGAUUGACCCAUCAUAUCAUUCUAAGAAACAGACGAUACCAAUUAUCUUAAAAUGUCUAUAUAUUCAAAUAAACAUAUUCCAUCUUCUUCUUCUUUCAUAGUUACAGGAAAGUGAAAGUACAGCACAAAACACACGAAAAUAAACAAACAUUACUAUGAAAUUUGUUCAUUACUACGAUAAAUUUGCUGCGUAUGUCUCCUUUCGUCUCAGCCACAUGUCCACAAUGACUGAAGCAAUAGAGCGAGCUGAAGUUGAGCAAUGCUCAUCCCCUAGCCUUUUUGACAGUUCCUGGAACACGCAAACCCUUCAAAGACUUGAAAACUAAGGUUCCAGAAUACAGAGUUGGGAGGCUAAAGAUGAGUUCCCCUCUACUUUUUUCCUUUCUUUUCUUCUUUUUUUUUUCAAUUUUUUGUUUCUUGUCCCAAUUUGGAUGAAGAAUAGCAUAGGUUACAACACCACGAGGGACGAG
Momordica charantia (bitter melon) is the source of this 2405-nucleotide messenger RNA. NCBI's taxonomy places the organism in Eukaryota, Viridiplantae, Streptophyta, Magnoliopsida, Cucurbitales, Cucurbitaceae. The record is from RefSeq and is a predicted model, not a curated record.